AUGACACACGGUGUUUUCCGGCUUGUCGGCACUUGCAACAAUUACCCGUGGAGCAAACAGGGCGAAAAGUCGCUGGCUGCCCAGGACAAGGACACAUUGCUUGGCGCAAAGACGAUUGCGCAAUUUGGAAGCCAGCUCCCAUUUCUACCUAAAAUACUGCCUAUAGCCAAGGCCCUUCCCCUUCAAAUACAUCCCAGUAAAGACUUAGCCGCCAAACUCUAUGAAAAAGACCCCGACAGCUUCACCGACCCCAACCAUAAGCCUGAAAUUGCCAUUGGCCUUACGAAAUUUGAAGUCUUUGCCGGGUUCAAGCCCUUGUCUGGAAUAGAGCCUCUCUUCAAGCUCCCCAUCCUAGUGAGGGGGUUGAAAAGAUUACAAAAGGGUUGGUUAGUGUCUCGGGACGGGGAGGCUCUCCAAAAUAUCGUGGAGCUCGAAAAUGCCGGACCCUUGUGUGGCAGAAUCGACGAGGGCAUCAACGAUAACCCGAAGCCAAAUGAAAACUCCGCUCGCCCUGUGUACCAAGUCUCCCAACAGGCGGGUCGCUUCACUUGGAUGAAUAGUAUUGAGAUCACUGAAUUCCUUGCAAUCUCUGAACCGGCUAUCCACGUAGAGUUUCAUGUCCCGGCCAGUCAAGAGAUGGAUCUGGAGACUCGCCGAGUCCCCAUAUGCGUCAUCAAACUCCACCAAAGGUCGGCUUGCCACACAGGCCUUGGCUCCGUCACCAGAGGACGAUGUGAUGCGGCUGACCAGUUGUACAAUCUAGUUGGCGUCGACAUCAAACUCGUCUAGCCCGUCAAUGAAAAUGACGAGCCGCAGACUUUUGCCGCUUUCGGACAACAGGGCGUCAAAGCUUUCGUCAACCUCCCAAUUUUCCCACAGCGGGAAAGUAGUAUUCCCUCGAAGGAUCUGCACGACUGCCCAUCGUCGUGGAACUACGAUUGUCAGCAGCCUGGGGUGGCUAUGCAAUGCCUGGACGAGCAAGGUUCUCUUCAGCCCGGAGAAGGACUUUUGCAGGGUAAAGCCCGCAUGCCAAGCGUAGAACGUCACGACGACAAGGGGUAAACCUCCUGCCCACUUCUCGAGGUAGGAUUGAAGUUGAGGUUGUGCAAGUAUAGACUUCAUGAGUGUCGACUUUCCCGAACUAGGCUUUCCUGUCAUCCAGUAGGUGGAAUCUGAAGGCCUCUCCAGCCAGUCUGGAAAGCUACCCAUAACUUUGUUCAGUUGGGGACUGAAUUGCUGCUCGCGUUUCUUGGUUUUCUUUGCAUCGUCCCUGUCGGAGAAAAUCGA
Messenger RNA from Lasiosphaeria miniovina, 1287 nucleotides. RefSeq names its product RmlC-like cupin domain-containing protein. The record is from RefSeq and is a predicted model, not a curated record. Gene Ontology annotation, biological process: GDP-mannose biosynthetic process. Lineage: Eukaryota; Fungi; Ascomycota; Sordariomycetes; Sordariales; Lasiosphaeriaceae. Bases 1 to 789 code for a protein of 262 amino acids. The transcript is spliced from 3 exons. Gene Ontology annotation, cellular component: cytosol. Gene Ontology annotation, molecular function: zinc ion binding; mannose-6-phosphate isomerase activity.